AUGGCGACACCGCUGGGUGCAUCAGCGCCGCUGGGAGCGCCAGCGCCGCUGCUCUGGAGCUCAGGCCCUCAGCCGCACCAUGGGCGACCCGUUCUCCCCAGGUGGUCCAACCACUUGAACGGGCCAGCCACCCUCGUCCUCACCACGGUCGCCACACGCGCUACGUGCGGGGUGCGCGGGGCGGCACGCCGCGCACGCAAGAAGGCGGCAUCAGAUCUGCCAGAACCACCUCCAUUGCCAGACUUGCCACCCUUGCCGAAGAGGACAAGUGCGAAGGCCAAAGCAAGUGAAGCAGAGGAGUCACCUGAUGUGCCACCUUUACCACCGUUGCCUUCAUUUGCCAUCAGGGACGAUUCAGAGGAACAACAGCCAAGUGCAGCAGAGGAGCUGCCUGAUGUGCCACCUUUACCACCGUUGCCUUCAUUUGCCGUCAGGCUUGGUGACAUUAAUGCGACAAAGGGCCCAAUCUUGCAAAUGAUUGAUGAAGCUUGUUUUUCAGCCAGGGACGAUUCAGAGGAACAACAGCCAAGUGCAGCAGAGGAAUUGCCUGAACUGCCUCCACUGAACUUACAAAGCGACGAGGAAUUGGAACUGGACAAUGAAGAGCAGAAAAACAGGAAGGAGGCGGAGCGUCGGGAGAAGUUGCGGUUCUUGGGCCCCACGGCCCGCGUCUGGGCGCUGGACCCAGCGCGACCAGUGCCGCGGGAGUUCUACAUGCUUCAACGCAAAGACGAGGAACCUCGGCCUUUGGCCUGGGAGGAGGCCCGGAUUGACUUCUUACCGCUGGGUGAGACGGUGCGUGGUGUGGUGGAAGAGAUCAGGCCCUAUGGUAGCUUCAUUGGCCUGGUGAUGUGUGGCAUGGAGGAACACGGCGGCCCUUCACUUCAGCGUCCCCUCCGCUUUGGCGAGGACUCUGGAAUUCGUUGCUUUUGCGAAGAGUUGCAGGUCUCAAAUGACCGAGCCCAACUCCAGGUGGGAGAACAAGUGGCCGUGAAGAUCCUCCAAGUGGACCAGCAGACCAAGAGGGUGCAGAGCCUCCUUGGCCGCCGCCUAGAGAACCUGUCCUUCAUUCGCGCCUCGGAUGCUGGAGUAUGGAUUGGAAAAGGCAAGAUGGCUCAUGGACGGCUUAGGCGAGCAGCUCGGUCUAGGUCAACGACCGGAGACGAGGUGAUCGAAUGGCUUCCGCAUGAGGCCUUUGGCUCGGAGAAGGUCGGCUCCAUGCGAACAACAUGGAGCGACCAACAUCGUGUGGGCGCAGAUGACCAACCCGCGGCACCGCAUGCAUCCCAACCCUCCUCCUCCGCCUGCAUGCAUCCCGUGAUGCGCCAUGCCUUCACUCCACUGCCCCGCGCGACCACGACCGCGGCGCGCGGCGCGCUGUCCGGCGCCCCGCGCGGCGCAGAAGCGCCGGCGCAGCAGGUGCCGUUGCUGCGCUGCGUGGCGUUGGCGGGUGGCUCGGUGCGGGCGGCGCGGCGGCUCGUGGCACAAAAGCGGGUGUACAUCAAUGGGCGGCGUGCUGAUGAUGAGACUUUGUUGGUGGACAAUGCCGACGUUGUGACCAUCCUCAAAAUCUCCAAGGGCAGUGCGGUGCAUGUUCCUACACCUCCCAGGAAGCUCUACAAGCCCUAUGGUGUCCUUUGCUCCCAGGUCCGCGACCGCGCGGAUGCCCAACUAGUGGCGGACUUCUACCCCACUGGCGCGGAGCAGACCUGCCACAACGUGGGGCGAUUGGACCUGCGCAGCGAAGGCCUAUUGCUUUUUACCUCUGAUGGCUUCUUUACCCGCUCAGUCUUGAUGCCCGAAACGCACAUCGAGAAGGAGUACGUGGUGAAGCUGCGCAUGCUGGAUGCGUCGUGUUCCUUCAAGUGCCCCGGCCAUGAGGAACUCAGCCGCUUGCGCGAGGGCAUCGACCUAGGCGAUGGCAAGGACUUGGCCGUGGCCCUGUCGGCCGAGCUACUGCGCUGUGACGCUGACGAGCGCUCCGCCCUGCUGCGGCUGGUGGUGUCCAACGGCCGGUACCACCUGGUGCGACGGAUGUGCUCCGCUUUAGGCUACCGCUGCGAACGCCUCCUCCGCACACGCGUGGGCAGCAUCACCGGCGUGCAGCCCGACGUCCUUCUGCGCGACGACGAUGCGGCGCCGAUGUCGUCCGCGGGACGUCCCGCGUCCGAGGCUGAGGACCUACAGCCCGGCGAGUAUGCGCCCCUGAGCCCUGAAGAGGUUAAGGUGCUUUGUGCGAUCACUUCCCGCAAGAGUGCCCUGCCUCGGGAGCCUCAGGAGUUCUCGCGAGUGUUGCACACCUUUGGCACCGAUACCGCCAACUGGGAAGAGCGGCAAUGCGUGAGCCGCGAUGCCGUGCGAGAUCCCUUUACUUCGCCCUUCAAGCACCAGGGGCGGAACCCCGAAGAGGAGUUAGGCAUCAACCUGCAAAACCGCGAGCCCAUCGUGGGCCGAAAGCUCACGAACAACGAGGCACUGGCACGGGCGCGCAGGGUGAUCAUCUCCGCCAAGGCGCAUCGUGAAAUGACCUGGGACAAGGUCUUUGCCGCGGCCGACGUGGACAGGUCCGGAUCCUUAGACGUCAAGGAGCUGAAGCAGGCGGUCCGCUCGUCGUUGCGGAUUUCCCCGCAGACGUUACCGGACCACGACCUGCACCUGCUUUUCGAGGCCAUCGACCAUGAUAACAGCGGGCUGGUCGAGCUGACGGAGCUCCUGCAGUACGUCUCGCACGGUGCGAAGCGGGAUGAUCAGCAAGAGCUCUUCCGGAAGAAGACAGCCCGUGUGCGACGGACCAUGAACUUGGCCUUCCGGAAGUACACCGCAUCACACUCUGCAAUCACUGAGCUGUUCGCAAACAUCGACGCGGGCGGCGAUGGCAAGAUCUCCUUGGCGGAGUUCAUGUACUUCGCACGGAUGAACCUGAAGCUCAGCGCCUACGACGUAGGGGAUAUGGAACUGAAGCAGUUCUACAAAGGUAUGGAUCCCGAUGGCGACGGGGUGGAUCCCAAGGAGCUUUUGAAGUUCAUCAAGGAGCAGCACGCUGAGCUUUCCGGGCGCAAGGCCUUCUCCUUCAUGGACGGCGCUGCCCGCGAUGCGAAGAAGGAGCCCUGGAAGCAACGGAACCCCUUCGAGCGGUUGAGCAGUCAGACGCCCAGCUGCGUCUUCGUGAAUUUGGGACGCAUCAAGUCGCCGCACAUGCGCUUGGCCAUCUCGUGA
Messenger RNA from Durusdinium trenchii, 3216 nucleotides. The record is from the annotation of a GenBank genome assembly. Lineage: Eukaryota; Dinophyceae; Suessiales; Symbiodiniaceae.